Limulus polyphemus (Atlantic horseshoe crab) is the source of this 1580-nucleotide messenger RNA. RefSeq names its product transcription factor 23-like. The record is from RefSeq and is a predicted model, not a curated record. The coding region runs from base 256 to 834 and encodes 192 amino acids. Lineage: Eukaryota; Metazoa; Arthropoda; Merostomata; Xiphosura; Limulidae. The transcript has 5 exons. Gene Ontology annotation, biological process: regulation of transcription by RNA polymerase II; developmental process. Gene Ontology annotation, molecular function: protein dimerization activity; RNA polymerase II transcription regulatory region sequence-specific DNA binding; DNA-binding transcription factor activity, RNA polymerase II-specific.
UUUAUAUGAGGCCAUACAUUAGACAGUUGAUUAAAUUUCUUUGCACCGUAUUCUCCACACACAACUCAAUUACGAACACCAACGUCUAAAAUAACUAGAGGGAAAACCUUAAAUUCAUCACAUCUGGAAAACAAGCAAAACUUUCAAAGCCUGUAAAUAUUGGCAUGUCUGUGGGGUGUGAUUUUAUUUAGAUGAAGUCUGUCUGGACAGAAUAUAAAAGUGUUUUGUCCAAGAGAAAGAAGUACUGUGUUUGUAAUGGAUCCGACGUUAGGAAGAAAGAUGAAUGUAAACGAGAUGUCAACUAAGGGUGGAUUUCUGAACAUGAAUUUUGUUUCAUCGAUGAAAUCUAAAAGAAGCAAAAAAAAGGUUUCUAUAGUCAAAGGAAAGAAAAUUUGGCCCAAAGGUUGUAGCACCUCUAGAAAUGCAGAAAGAGAAAGAACGAGAGUCAGGAGUCUGCGAGACGCUUUCCAAACCCUUCAAAGAGCACUUCCAUACGUUCCACCAAACACCAAACUUUCUAAACUGGACGUUUUGAUUCUAGCCACUACAUAUAUAUCUCACUUAACGAGGAUUCUUGGCGAAGAGGACAUGUUUCCCUCCAACGAUUUUGUUAAUGAAGUGGCACCUAAUGGAGGAAGUCAACUUUCUCAACGCUUGCAAAACCAUAUUCGGGAAGGAAGUUAUUUACGUCCUGUUAAGAAAUGGCCAAUGCGUUCAAGACUUUACGCUGGUACAGAGACUUGGUCCUUCUCGUCCACUAUGCGUAGUGCUACUACUCUGACAACAGAUGGCAGGAUGCUACAAGAAAAAAGCAGUUGCAGGUUCCAAACAUAACCUGGACAAAGCAUUUAUUGUAUUUGUCGUAUAAACUUUUGAUGAUCAAUCUGUGAAUUGUGCUUCUAUGUAUUAUCAAUAUAUGUUUCUUUUAUAAACAUUUACAUCAUCAACUUCAGCACAUCGAACUAUAAAGAUUCUGAGAUUUUUGAUUUUUGUUGAUAAAUAUGUAUUUAUGCUGAGCGCCUAUUGUGAACGAUUCUAAAUAAAAUCAUGGGAGCUGGUCUCCGUCACAGAUCUACAAUAAUAAAUCUUAGUGAAGUUUAUUAAUCAAACUUAUACAGAAACUUCCACGUGCAAGUCCUUAAUUACGAUAGAAAAUAAGACCUCACGAGGCUCGUUACUCCAGUUUAAAGUAUCGUAUAUCAAUAACAAAGGCUUAUUGACACAUACAAACACACCCAACACUCUGUGAUACAUCUAAACCACUGUUUGACAAAAGUGUGUGUGUGUGUGUGUCUGCUUAUAAGUGGCGAACUACUUGACCGAUUCUCACCAAACCUUGCAUGUAUCCUUAGCCGCCGUCACCCCUCGAGGAAUGGCAUAAAAACAAUCAACCAUACUUGAAAGGGUGUAUAUUUAUUUGUUUUUACUGAAAAUAACGUACACAAUCAAUUGGUUAUAUAACAUUUGCAUGGUUUAUCGUACAAAGGCGUGUUAAACAAAACUGUUUAAAUAAAUCAUCAAUAAACGCGGACACACAUUUCCCAUAAAACAGGAGAACAAAAGGUUUGAACUUCGCGCAA